Anopheles stephensi (Asian malaria mosquito) is the source of this 5350-nucleotide messenger RNA. RefSeq lists its product as uncharacterized. The record is from RefSeq and is a predicted model, not a curated record. Bases 548 to 5122 code for a protein of 1524 amino acids. Lineage: Eukaryota; Metazoa; Arthropoda; Insecta; Diptera; Culicidae. Gene Ontology annotation, biological process: DNA integration. The transcript has 2 exons. Gene Ontology annotation, molecular function: nucleic acid binding.
AACUUCCAAACGCAUAACACAUAUUCAAUUAUCCGCUCCAGUUUUAGAAAUUCCCAAAUAUCACAAGUUUCCUCCCUUCACGACCGGUGUAAUUUAUACAUUUGGUCCUUCGAACCGGAUCGGUGAAAGGAAGCAUUACGUGCAGUGAAACUUGCAGCAGGACACUACGUGUUCACAGAUUUGGGAAUAAACGGCACUACGUACCGUUUAUGUACAGUGGUGAUUCAAAGUGUGAUAUUUCUCCGUUUAAACCCGUUGUGUUUUUCAUUUCCUUUGGUUGCCCCGCUAUCACGGGCAAAGGAGACGUUUGUGAAGUGUUCGUGAAGAUUACAUCGUGUCACGAACAAGGAACAGAAAAGCGAGUGUGUAGUUCGAUCGGAACGCGUAAGAAAACCGACGCCACCCACGCCAUUUCAAAUUUGGCACCCAUAACUGCAACGACACCCAUUGCGUUUUCAAAUUUGCGCCAUUCGAAAUUUGGGUUUGCGUACAAGUUGCAUCCAAGUUACAGUGAGAUUAUCCUACGCGCCAAAAAUUCAAAGAGAAAAUGGCGAAACAAUUAAAAACGUUUCAACUGAAAAAACGCCAAGCUGCCGAGCUAAUUAAAACCGUGGAACAGUUCACCAGUGAAUAUACCGAUGAUAGAGUGAGUGAAGUAUCAGUGUGUCUAGACCAGCUGGAAAGGUAUUACGAAGAUUUUCUCCAGGCAAGCGCGAAAGUUUCGGAGCUAGAUGAGGAUGGGGCGGAAACGUAUGUGGCGGAACGUUGCGAAAUGGACACGCGUUACCGACGCGUGAAGGGUUUCCUUCUACGAAGGCAACCCUCGAACCCGGGUGUGAGUGAUUCGGUGUUGAUCGCGAAUUCAACGAUGAAUACUACGGGACGAUCGAGUGCUGUGAAUGUGCGUCUGCCGAAAAUCGAAUUACCUACGUUUGAUGGUGAUUCUACCAAGUGGCUUACUUUCCGGGACCGAUUUGUAGCUAUGAUUGAUUCUUCCGCGGACAUUCCUAACAUCAUGAAGCUGCAAUAUCUGCUGUCGUCGUUAAAGGGUGAUGCUGGAUUGCUCUUCGAGCAUACCACCUUAACAGCAGAUAAUUACGACGUGACGUGGACUGCCUUGCUGAAGCGAUACGACAACCCGCGUACGCUUGUUCGCGAGUACUACCGGAAGAUUCAUCACCUACCGACAGUGAGCCGUGAAAGGGUGGAUGAAUUGGCGCAGCUCGUGGAUGAAUUCACGCGGCACGUGAACGGGCUGAAGAAACUCGACGAGCCCGUUGAGUACUGGGAUACGCCGCUCGCCAACCUCUUGCUGAUGAAACUGGACACGGCGACCAUCUUGGCUUGGGAAAACCAUUCAGCACAGCACACGAAAGAUAAGUACAAGGAGUUAGUAGAUUUCCUUCAUAGUCGUGUCCGAAUCCUUAAGUCAACGCGUGAGUUUUCCCAUACUGAACUAAAUACGAGAAUGGUGGCCGGUAGCAAAAAAAUAUUCGAACAUAGACCAAGGUUGGUGGGUAACACAGCGACGGCAGGAAGAGCAAUACCGCAUAUGUCAGCGCCACAGCCACCACAACCACCGUGCAUUUUUGGUUGCACGGAGGCUCACCAUUUGCGGGUUUGUCCGGAAUUCGCAAAUAAGGACGUACCCCAACGGCGGGAAAUCGCAACACGAGAACGGCUGUGUUGGAAUUGCCUGAAUCGUCAUCACCAAGUGAGGGAUUGCCGCUCGUCGUACCGGUGCACUACGUGCAAGGCACGACACCAUUCACUACUACAUGUGAAUUCAGCGGUUACCAUGGCUGCGCAAUCCGAUGAGGAAAUGGUUCUUCUGGAAACGGUCCUUCUCCAGCUCGUGGAUGAUCACGGCAACACGUAUGAUGCGCGGGCACUUCUCGAUUCGGGAUCGAUGUGCAAUUUCGUUUCCGAAACCAUGGCGCAGCGAUUGCUAACACCAUUGUCAAAGGUAGACGUUGCCAUAUCUGGUAUAGGGCAACAGAUGCAGCACGUCAAGGGUUCCAUUACAGCGGCCGUUCAAUCGAAAGGGGCUGACUUCUCUACAACAAUGGAAUUCCUUGUACUAAAGACUCCGUCGGCAGAUCUUCCAACCACACCGAUAAACGUAGAGUCGUGGUUCCUCCCGAAUAUAAAGUUGGCUGAUCCUACUUUCCACGUCCCCGGAAAGGUAGAUGUGGUUAUUGGCGGUGAUACAUUUUGGGAACUACACACUGGAAGGAAGCGGUCACUGGGCGAAGGAAAACCAUGGUUGUUGGAGACACCGUUUGGAUGGGCGAUCUCUGGGAAUACUUCCCGUUGUUCUGGGCCCAAUUUGCGGUUGUGUCACCUGGCAACCAAUGAAGGUGACAUUGCAGCUUCGCUACAACGGUUCUGGGAGGCUGAGAGCAUUUUAGAAGGCCCUGCGUUGUCUUUGGAAGAAGACCUGUGUGACAAGUAUUAUGCUUCCACGACUACGCGAAAUGCUCAAGGUCGCUAUGUCGUGUCGUUGCCGCGAAAUGCCAAACCGGAGAAAGUCCUGGGUUUGUCAAGGGAUAUAGCAGAUCGGCGUUUGUUGGGAGUUGAACGGCGGCUAAAGGCCAAUCCUGUAAUGGAAAAGGAGUAUAAAAGGUUCAUGGUAGAAUACGAGCAGUUGGGACACAUGGUGAAACUCACCGAACCUGUCGACGAUAGUGAGCCGCACUGCUACAUCCCUCAUCAUGCCGUGAUUAAGGAGUCGAGUUCUUCAACCAAGGUUCGUGUGUUAUCAUACACGGCCAGAAUCUUCGAUCCUCUUGGUCUGUUGGGACCAACGGUGAUACUCGCCAAGAUGUUCCUGCAACGCCUAUGGGGAUUGAAGCACGAGGGGAAGACGCUGGACUGGAAUCGUCCGCUACCAGCGGAGAUUCAGGAAGAGUGGAGGAGGUUCCACUCAACGCUCUAUGUGUUACGCGAACUGCGAGUACCUCGAUUGGUGGCACAUAGCAAUCCGGAAAGGCUGCAGCUGCAUCUCUUCGCGGAUGCAUCUCAAGGAGCCUAUGGAGCAUGUUGUUACGUACGCUCGGAUUCGACACGGGGCUCUACGGUUAGAUUGCUAGCGGCUAAGUCCAAGGUGGUGUCCCUCUCAAACACACAUUCCAUCGCCAGAUUAGAACUGUGUGCAGCACGGCUAGCAGUACACCUGUUCCAGAAGGUGAUUCGAGCACUCAACGUUUCAUCGACGACGGUUAUCUGUUGGACAGAUUCCAUGACCGUCAUGCAUUGGCUCAAAUCAUCACCUCGUCGAUGGAAGCCGUUCGUCGCCAACAGGGUGGCGCAAAUACAAGAGGAGACCCGAAUUUCAUGCUGGCGUCAUGUUCCUGGUAGCGAUAACCCGGCGGAUGAUAUAUCGCGCGGGUUGAGGCCCGAAGAGUUACUGCAGUGCGAGCGAUGGUGGCAGGGGCCACGUUGGUUGUCCUACGGACAGGAAGAGUGGCCGGUGGAACCAGUACUCGCGAAAGAGAACGAGACGGACAUCGAGGAGCGGUUAGCGGUGUCCAAAAUAGUCAUCACCUCUACGACGUGUGACUUUAGCAACACACUUUUCGCACGUUAUUCCUCGUACGGCAAGUUGCGAAGGGUUGUUGCUUAUUGCUUGCGAAUCCUCUCCAACCUCAGGGCGAGCAAGUCAACGUCGAUCAACAGCGUCAAGCGGAAUACGGACAUGAAGACGCUAUUGAGUUCCGUUCCACCGCUUACAGCGGCGGAGUUGCAGGAUGCGGAACUGAGGUUGUGUCAACGGGCACAACAUGAUUCGUUUGCGGAGGAGAUGGACGACCUGAAACGAGGAAAGCUGGUGAGCGGAAGGUCGAGACUAAAGUGGUUGUCUCCAUACCUCGACCCAAAGGGUGUGUUACGCGUCGGUGGCCGGCUUGGUAACGCCAACAUACCAGAGUCAACCAAACAUCCGAUUGUCCUCGCUGCAUCACAUCGGCUGUCGACACUACUGGUCGAGAACACUCAUCAUCAAAAGAUGCACGCGGGGCCACAAUUCAUGUUAGCAACAAUCCGGCAGAAGUUUUGGUUGAUUGGGGGCCGAAACUUAGCAAAGAGCGUGUACCAUCGAUGCCACACAUGCUUUCGGAACAAGCCAACGCUGGUGAAACAGGCGGUAGCUGAUUUGCCUAAGUCACGAGUGACACCAACGCGACCGUUUGCCGUCAGCGGCGUCGACUACUGUGGGCCGUUUUUGUUAAAGUCGACCGUCCGCAACCGAAGCCCAACGAAGGCAUACAUCGCGAUAUUCGUAUGUUUCGCGACAAGGGCAGUCCAUAUCGAGCUGGUGAGUGAUCUCACAUCGACUGCUUUCCUAUCAGCACUACGUCGCUUUGUCGCGAGACGUGGUAAAGUAGCCGAAUUGCAUUCGGACAAUGCAACGACAUUCAAGGGCGCGGCACACGAGUUGCAUCGCAUCUAUAGGAUGCUGAAAAUCGAUGAGGGUGAUAGGAGAGCGAUCUUUGAUUGGUGCGCAGAGAACGAACUGGUAUGGAAGUUUAUCCCCCCGCGUGCGCCUCAUUUUGGAGGACUUUGGGAAGCGGCAGUUAAGUCCGCUAAAAGGCAUCUGUUAAAGACGAUAGGAGUUAGAAGUGUGACGCAAGAAAAUAUGCUUACCCUUCUGGCACAAGUUGAGCUUUGUUUAAAUUCGCGUCCAUUGAUACCAAUAUCAGAUGAGCCAACAGAUUUGGAAGCACUAACCCCGGGCCAUUUCUUGAUAGGGAGUAGCAUGCAGGCGGUACCACAAGUAGAUCUUAGCAAGAUUUCUCCGAACCGUUUGAAGGAGUACCAAUUAGUGCAAAGGCAGAUGCAAGAGAUUUGGGCACGGUGGUACCCAGAAUAUCUACAGCAGCUACAGGCCAGGGCAAAGCACGCGAACAAUACACCGGUGAAGCUAGAAGUGAACCAAUUAGUGAUCGUGAAAGAAGACAAUACCCCACCUGCAGUUUGGCCAAAAGGGCGAAUAACAGCUUUGCACCCAGGAAAGGACGGUGUAGUGAGAGUAGUAACUUUACGAGUGGGCACAGGAAAAGAAAUUGUUCGAGCCGUCAGCAGAAUCGCGUUACUACCCAAUCCAAUCGAACAGAGAGGUUAGAGCGGAAGAAGGAUACACGUGGGAAAUAGUAAACAACAGUUGUUGACAUUUGGAGCGUCAAGUCAAGUUAAGUUUACACGUCGAUCACAUAGUUUCAUGCAUUUAAAAGAAUUCUCUUUUGGUGGCCGGAAUGUUGAAUUUGGAUAAUUAGUAUAAUUAAUUAAUUUGCAUGAAAAUAUUUUGAAUUGUUAUUGCAUGAAAAAUAAACAACACUUGACAACACUACGA